This is a messenger RNA of Portunus trituberculatus (swimming crab), 4136 nucleotides long. RefSeq names its product ABC transporter G family member 20-like. NCBI's taxonomy places the organism in Eukaryota, Metazoa, Arthropoda, Malacostraca, Decapoda, Portunidae. The coding region runs from base 906 to 3293 and encodes 795 amino acids. Gene Ontology annotation, molecular function: ABC-type transporter activity; ATP hydrolysis activity; ATP binding. The record is from RefSeq and is a predicted model, not a curated record. Gene Ontology annotation, biological process: transmembrane transport. The transcript is spliced from 18 exons. Gene Ontology annotation, cellular component: ATP-binding cassette (ABC) transporter complex; membrane.
AAAAAAAAAAAAAAAAAAAAAGGGCAAAAGAAUAAGAAUUACUCCACUGCAGUCAUAAGAAAAUAUUAGCUUCAAUGAAAACAUACUUAAUAGAUAAAUGAAAAUAUACUUUAUAGAUAAAGAAGAUACAACAAUAUGAUUUUGUGAGGUGCAGAAGUAACAAAAUUAUAUACAGGAAGGAAAACACAAUACCCCAGUGAUAAAAAAGUGACAAAAACACACAAAAAUACUAGCAAUGCGAGAGUAAAACGCGAAAUUUUGGCAACAAGCAGGCGGAAUAAUAAACACAAAUAUCUUUCUGAGGCAACAUUGCACUAAUGUGUUUCACGGUGAGUCUUUCUAGGGAUUGGAUAUAAUUAUCAAGACUGAGGUGCGCGAAAGGAAAAGAGAAACAGACUUGAAGUCUGUUCUUUGACCUGUGACACCGAAUGACUCUGCAGGAAUGUAAAUACCAAACACAGGAAUAGAAGAGUAAGGCGUAGAUAGAAAUCACUGUCAGAAGACGACCUGAGUGAAAUUUAUCGCUUAUGAUCACGAGAGAGAGCGAGCUGAGUGGAAGAAGAGUGGGAAAAGUCACAGUAUUAGAAUAAACUAAAUGAAAAAAAAGUAAAGUCUGUGUGAACAAGUAAUCAAGUGAUUGAUAAGCAAACAAACAAAAUAUUGAGUUAAAUAUCAACACGUUAUUUUGUAUGUGAAAAGGAGGCUGGAAAACCACUACGGGAACUGAAAAUUUUAAGCUAUACCAAAAAUAAAUAAUUCAAAGAUAACAAUAAAACUUGACUUUCGCUCCUUCCUGCCCCCCAAAAAGUGAAUUGCAAAGGGAUACGCGAGGGGCAACAUCCCACACACGAGUGAGGGCGUGAGAGCGUCAGCAUAACAUCAAUACAGUAGCAGCAGCAGCAGUCAUGGCUGAGUUGAUGAAAGUGACGAGCUUCCAAGAGAAGACGGAAGCUGCAGCAGGUGACGUGGUGCUUCAGCGUCUGGAUCAAGUAUCGAACAGACUCGUUACGGGCACGACAGCUGAGAACAGCAACAACACCAUGAUCACAGCCACCACAUCAAGGUCGCAGCGCCGCAACAGAAAGAACACCUGCAGCAGCGGCAACGUGGUGGUGGUCGAGGGCGCCUACAAGUACUACGGGUCAGGCAAGAAGAAAGUGAUGGUGCUGGAAAACCUCAACAUGCGGGUUCCUCAGGGCGCCAUCUACGGGCUGCUGGGUCCAAGUGGCUGCGGCAAGACAACGUUACUCGGGUGUCUGGUGAACCGCCUACACCUCGACAAGGGAGCGAUAUUCCUCUUCGGCUUCUCUCCAGGCACCUCGGAGUCAGCGGUGCCCGGCCACAGGGUUGGCUAUAUGCCCCAGGAGUUGGCACUGUACCAGGAGUUUACAAUACUCGAGACUCUGCAUUACUUCGGACGCAUUCACCAGAUGAGCAGCGGACACAUCACUAGACGCACCGGCUUUCUCAUCAACUUCCUCGACCUACCCAACCCUGCAAGACUCAUCAGCCAGCUCAGCGGCGGGCAGCAGCGGCGCGUCAGCCUGGCCGCGGCACUCUUACACGAGCCGGAGCUGCUGAUCCUGGACGAGCCUACGGUGGGAGUGGAUCCCUUACUCAGGAGCAGCAUCUGGGAGCACCUGCUGGAAGUGUGCAACAGCGGCAACACCACCAUCAUCAUCACCACGCACUACAUCGAGGAGGCGCGCCAGGCAGACAAGGUGGGGCUGAUGCGCGGGGGCCGCCUGCUGGCCGAGACCUCCCCCUACAGCCUCAUCGAGCACUUUGGUAUCCCAUCUCUCGAGGACAUCUUUCUCAAGCUGUGUCUCGAGAACAGAAGCGGCGAGGACGAACUUCUUCAUGGCAAGGUGAACGUGGCCUUUGAGGGAGAUACGUCAGGCACAAAGCCCCUGCCUGGAUCCAUGCCAGAAGCGCGGGGCUCCCUGAAGGCACUGCAGGAGGACGUGGAUCCAACAACGGGACACGUAAUGCUAAGAGACUCCACCGAGAACAAUAUUCUUAUGUCGCCCUGGGUUCGAACCUCAAAGUACGAGAGAGUUUUUUCCAUGGACCGGUUCACUGCUCUGCUCAUCAAGAAUUUCAUCAGAUUGUGGAGAAAUAAAGGGUUUCUUCUCUUCUCGUUCCUCAUGCCGCCUCUGCAGACUGUCCUCUUCUGCCUCACGGUCGGGGGCACUCCCUAUGACCUCCCCAUGGGCAUUGUCAAUCUGGACGAAGGAUACCAAUUCGGCAUACCAAUGAUGCAUGUCAACUUCAUGUUCUCCCAGUCCUUCGUGCAAGAACUGAACAACCGCACUAUUACCAAGAAGUUCUAUGACAGUUUCGAGGAAGGGUACGCGGCAGUGGAGGACGGCAGCACUUGGGGCCUCAUCUACUUCAGUCCCCACUUCACCAAGGGUCUUCUCGCCUUCUAUGGGUCAACACAGAUACCGGAAGUGAAUCAGAGUGACACAGAGGAGGCCACGAUUAACGUAUACAUGGAUAACACCAACUCCCAGAUUUCGGCCACGCUGGGUUUCGCGCUGCUUAACUCUCUGGAGAAGUUCCUGGCGGACGUGAUUGUGAACGUGGAGGACAAGGUGCACGUGUUCUGGCCUGACUUCCACAUCAACACCAGCAAGCUUGCCCUUCCCAUCAAUUUCGCCGAGCCAGUGUACGGGUCAGCCGAUGCCUCUUUCACAGAAUUCAUGGCACCGGGAGUGAUUCUGACGAUCACUUACUUCAUGGCAGUGGGACUGACGGCGCUCUCCUUCAUCAUCGAGCGAAAGGAAGGACUGCUGGACCGCUCCUGGGUGUCCGGUGUGCAGUCCAGUGAGGUGAUGCUGGCACACCUGGCCACACAGAUGCUGGUGAUGCUGGUGCAGAUCUCCCUCAUCCUGGUGUUCAUGUUCCCAGUGUUCCAGCUCCCAUGUAAAGGCAGCAUGGUGUGGGUGGUGCUGCUGUCCGUGCUGCAAGGCUUCUGUGGCAUGACCUUCGGAUUGAUGACAUCAGCACUCUCCAAUGACGAGAACACAGCAAUCAUGAUGGCACUUGGCAUCUUCUACCCACUGCUGCUGCUGUCAGGCAUAGUGUGGCCCAUCCAAGGCAUUCCAGUGGCCCUUAGGUACGUGUCGUAUGUCCUGCCACAGACGUAUGCAUGUGAGGCCAUCCGUGCUGUGCUGUACAAAGGCUGGGACAUCACGUACGCUACAGUCUAUCUGGGCUAUCUGGUCACCAUUGCUUGGCUCAUCAUCCAUCUAGUCAUUGCUCUCAUAGCCAUCAGGGUGCGAAAAUAAUUCCUGUAAUGCCUGUUUGGCAUGGUGUCACUCAUACUGCAUUAAAGUACUUUCUCUCAGGGAUUGAGUUAGUGAGGUAUAUAUCUUUGGAACACAGAUAUACAUAGAAAAUAUACAAUAAAAACUUAAUAAAAAGUGUCAUCAACAGACUGUUUUCAAAAUUAAUUUAGGUAUGGAGGGUAAAGACAUUCAUACAUACCUUCACAGGAUAGAAAGUACAUUGCAAAUGGCAUUCCCUCAUCAGCACACAUGUCAGGCAUUAGUGGUUCACUGGAUCCCCCAACAGUUGGUCCCAUGGAGAGGGAAAUGUUAUAUUGAUGGCAGAUGGCAGAGUUAGCAAUGAAUAAUAUGUGGUCUGGCUACCUGGGAUCCUCUCUUUCACUAAAACCAAGUUACAAAUAUGGUUUUGCUUUUUACCAAAUUCUAAACAUACUAACUCUCAUGUCUUUGAUUAACUAUCAUGCAUUUCAGGCAUUUUAAUAACAUGCCCUUUACAGUGUAGCUAAGUCAUUUUCAAAGAUGAGAGAUGAUGCAUCUUCUUAAGAAACAGUAAAGUCUUUCAUGAAGGAACAUUACUCAUUCGGUUUGUGUACAAGUACAUUAAGGUAUUAAUAAUAUUUCAUUAUGUCUGUCUAUUUCUGUGUGGUGAAAGUUACAAAACGGAGACAAAAUGUAAGUUAAGUAGACAUGACAGAGACAAAAAUAAUGUCCAACUUGCAAUAAAAAUUACAUCAAAAUGCCAAUGUGAUAACUAAUUAUAUAAUGCAUAAUAAGAUGUAAGAAUUAGUAAUGAUUAUUUCUUGGAACAUGAAAUGUGUUGUAUUAAUAUAUAAUUGAAGAAUA